AUGAUUUCUUCGACUCGCUCUCAUGCGAUGCUCUCUCCCGGGCUGGAGGGGGCCGAGGUGGCGGCAUGCGCGCGUCUGACAUGCGACGGAUGGACACUGAGACAUUUGGCGAUGUGGGUCACGGUGGUGGUUACGGCGGUUACGGUGGAAGAGGAGGGAGAGGAGGCCGUGGAGGUUACGGUUACUCUGGCGGUUACGGCGGGGGUUACGGCGGGCGAGGCGGUUACCAGGGCGGGGGUGGUUACGGUGGGAGGGGAGGCUACGGGGGUGGGGGCUAUGGCUAUGGUGGGAGAGGGGGAGGUGGAUACGGAGGGGGUGGAUAUGGGGGAGGUGGAUAUGCCGCUGGGGGAUAUGGUGGUUAUGGUGGUGGCGGCGGCGGCGGCGGCGGCGGCGGCGGCGGUGGUGGUGGUGGUGGGAGGGGUCGUGGUGGUGGUUACCGCGGUGGUGGUGCUGGUGGUGGUGGCCGUGCUGUUCCCAUGCAAUGACGCUGUGAAGUCACACGCAUGCAUUUGCAAUAGAAUUGUAUUUGUUUGCAUCGUUUUCUCUCUAAUCGUCACGACGACGCUGCUUUUACCGCUUCUGUCGCCGUCAUCCGCGGCGGAUUACCCGCUCUGCCCCUUGACGCAAAAGCCGCCGCAAAAACCGACGAUUGUCCCGUCGCGGUGCGUGGACGCGGCAGAAGCGAGCUGCUGCGAGAACUGCUUCGACGUCGGAUUCGCGCUGUCGGGAGUGCUCGCGAAUGAGACGACCAUUUUAAGUCAAUUUGCACCGUCUCUGGCGAGGCUACUAGGAGGAACGGAGAUUCAGUUGUGCUCCUUAUUUGUGGGAUUCCACGACUGCGCGAACGAGUUGGAGCAAGUCAACUGCGCCGUGAACUGCAACCCAGACUCGGGCAACUACGUGCGCAAGGGCGAAGGGGUGGGCGCAAAUCCCAUCUUCACGAUGUGCGACGGUUAUGCGAGCAAGAUGUUCGAAGACUGCAAGGGACUGCCAGUCCCUGGCACCACGGCCACGUUCGGUCAGUUUCUGGAUUCCAAAGAGCGCAUGUUGAACAAGACGUUUGGUGCCAUCUUCCCAGCCCUCGGAUACACUAACACCACCCUCGAGAUUGUACCUGGGACGACUGGGUGUUAUAAUGGACCUGCCAAGAUCAAUCCUCGUGCGCUCUGCUGUGACCCGCUCGUCCCUCCUGCCAACUGCCCUGCUGGCACUGUAGACGAUCCUCGUUUUAAGAAACUCAUGAACCGCAAACUGGAUGAGCACGACUGUGCUGUGUAUGCUGGCGUACCGAACACUCCUAUUGCAGUUCCGCCUUACCUCUCACCUAAGCAUAACAUUUGGUUAUUCGGACCACGCACUACGCGAGUACGUUACACUAGGCCCACAAUGGACCGUUUUCUAAGCGUCGUUCUCUCUCUCCUCGCGACGACGACACUGCUUCUACCGCAUCUGCCGCCGACAUCCGCGGAGGGUUACCCGCUCUGCCCCUUUACGCAAAAACCGCCGCAAAAACCGACAAUUGUUCCGUCGCGGUGCGUGGACGCGAUAGAAGCGAGCUGCUGCGAGAGCUGCUUCGACAGCGGAAUGGCGCUGUCGGCGGUUCUCGCGAACGAGUCGACCAUCGUUGAUCAAUUCGCACCGUCGCUGGCGCAGCUGCUAGGGGGGACAGAGGUUCAGUUGUGCUCCUUAUUCGUGGGAUUCCACGACUGUUCGAACGAUUUCGAGCAGGUGGGCUGCGCCAUAAACUGUAACCCAGAUUCGGCCAACUACGUGCGCCAGACUGAAGGGGUGGGCGCGAACCCCAUUUUCUCGAUGUGCGACAGUUUUGCAACCAAGAUGUUUGACGACUGCAAGGGACUGCCAGUCCCUGGCACUGCGGCCACGUUUGGUCAGUUUCUCAACAGCAAGGAGCGCAUGCUGAACAAGUCGUUUGGUGCGAUCUUUUCAGCUCUCGGAUACCGAAGCACCUCUCUUGAGAUUGUGCCUGGAACAACGGGAUGUUACAACGGCCCUUCCAGGAUUCCUGCUCGUGUCAUCUGCUGUGACCCACUCGUUCCUCCGGCCAACUGCCCUGCCGGCACUGUAGACAAUCCAAGCUAUAAGAAAUUAUUUAACCGUACACUGGACAAGAAUGACUGUGCUGCGUACGCCAAUGUAUCAGAUGCUGCUAUUGUGGCUGGACCUGCUGCGUUUUGGCCCAGUUUUCCAAGCGCGCUUAAUUCUGCUUCCGUCUCGCGUGCGGCGUCCCUUUCAAGGCGUCUUUUCCAAGGCUUCUCGGCUUCAAGAAGAAUCCGCGAGAGGUCAACACAGUCAACGCGGUCAACGCGACCUGCUCGCCCGUCAGCGCAGUCAGCUCACUUUGGGACGCUCGCCAAUCCGGAGGCGGGCAACGAGCAAGCUCAGUUCGAAAAGGACAAAAUCGCCAUCAUGAAGAUCGCGGUGCUGGGCGGCACUGGCAACGUGGGGUCGAAGCUGGCUCAGAGGCUGUGCGCUGCAGGGCAUGACGUCGUGCUGACGUCACGUCAUCCGGGUGACGAGAAGACCGUCAAGGCACUCGAAUAUGUGAAGGAGGGGGGCAAGGGGACAGCAACGGCGGCAGGAGUGGCAGAGGCGGUGGAAGGGGCUGAUGCUGUGAUCGUUGCCACACCUGGAUACGCCACUGCAGAGGAGUGGAGCAAGGUGGUGGCUCCCUUCGCCUCCUAUGCAGGGGUAGUGCUGGAUGCGUCUAACUCCUUGACUGCCUGGCCGGCUUUGGAGAUCGGUGUGGAUCACAGGAGCACCAGUGGUGGAGAGGAGCUGAAAAAGGCGCUUCCCAACGCGCACGUGUUCAAGGCGUUCAACACCCUGGGAGCAGAGCUCAUGGUGACACCCGUGCUGGGAGGCAAGCCCGUCGCCAUGCUGUUUGCUGGCUCGGAGGACGCUGCUGCUAAGGAGACCGCCACUAAGGACGCUGCUGCCAAGGAGACCGCCACUAAGGUGUGUGUUCUAGGGUGUGCUACGCUCAUGGUGACUCCCACGCUGGGAGGCAAGCCCGUCGCCAUGCUGUUUGCUGGCUCUGAAGACGCUACUGCCAAGGAUAUUGCUAUCAAGAUGCCUUCUGAGGCUCCUCUCAUCACCAGUCCAGACAUCAACCCGUCAGUUUAUCAUGGAUCCCUAUUUCCUCCCCUAUCCAUCACCAGGUCAUCUCAGCCGUCAGAUUCCGCCCCGAGUACGCUGGUCCGCUACCCCUCAACUGCAACCCCUCACGCGCAUGUGCAUCUCCCCGUCAUGCCCUCCCGUGCCCAUCACCAGGUCAUCUCAGCCGUUGGAUUCCGUCCCGAAAGUGGCCGCUGCCCCUCAACUGCAACCCCGUCACGCGCAUGUGCAUUCCCCCAUAUUGCCAUGUCGGUCUCUCCCCCCCCUGCCCAUCAUCAGGUCAUCUCAGCCGUUGGAUUCCGGCCCGGGUACGUGGUUCCGUUCCGUUACCCCUCAACCACAGCUUUCCACAUGCAAAUGCAACCCCCGUCAUGCUAUAUCCGUGUUUCUCCCCUCUCUAUCCAUCAUCAGGUCAUCUCAGCCGUUGGAUUUCGCCCUGAGUACGUGGGGCCGCUGCGCUACGCGCGCAAUCUGGAGAGCUUCGCAGAGCUGUGGGUGCACCUGGCACUCAAGCAGGGGUGGCCACGUGGGGGGUUUUCAUUUGACAUCCAGAAGGCAUAG
Molecule: messenger RNA, 3696 nt
Organism: Closterium sp. Yama58-4
Lineage: Eukaryota; Viridiplantae; Streptophyta; Zygnematophyceae; Desmidiales; Closteriaceae
Source: the annotation of a GenBank genome assembly